CUGCGGGGCUAACCUGUUAUAAAACCACUGCUUGCCACUUACUGGACACUUUGAACCCAUCCCUCAGUUUUGUACAGUCAGUUAAUGCGCGAGCUUUGAUGCCUUUGCUCCACUGCGCAGGGGAAGUUUUUGAGUGGACUCUAUGGCAGUUGUUUUUACCCUUUUUUUUUUUGGUGCACUGGUUUCCUGUUUCUCAGAGCGCCAGCUUCCCUGAGUGAGAGAGACAAAGAGGCAGGAAGCGCAGGUCAGCUGCCUCGGUCUCUCUCUCUCCUCUCCUCUCCUCGCUCUCUUUCUCCCUCUGUCACACAUGGCUCUGCUGUCCUGAGCAUGCGGUGCCACCAGCAGCCCUGCCUCACACACACACACAGAAUCGCACGCAGACCCUCCGUCAGCAACACAGGGUGGCUCCUGAGUCUCUCGUUUAUUGAUUCAGGGCGUCUCCUGAGCUCCUCAGGCUGGUGGUGGUCCGCCAUCUCUCCUCUCCUCUUUCUCUCGCUCCUCACACCCUGGAUGGCCAGUGGGCAGGAUGGAAGCUAUAGCGCUGUACACCUUUAAAGCCACAGAAGGAGACGAGCUCAGCUUCCAGAAAGGAGACGUACUCAUGAUCACCAACAUGGAAGACGACCCCAACUGGUACACAGCUGAGCUGAGGGGGAGAAAGGGUUAUGUUCCCAAAAACUAUAUCAAUGUAAGACCCCACGCAUGGUUUGCGGGGCGGAUCUCCAGGCAGGCUGCUGAGGGCCGGCUGCGGCACAGGGACUGUGGCAUAUUCUUGCUCCGGGAGAGCGAAAGCGCGCCAGGGGAGUUUUCUCUGUCUGUCAGCUAUGGAGACCACGUGCAGCACUUCAAAGUCCUGAAGGACAGAGGGGGGCAGUAUUUCAUCUGGGACGAGCUGUUCAGCUCCCUGAACCAGCUGGUGGAAUUCUACAGGACCACAAGCAUCGCCAAGGAGAGGACGGUUUUCCUGAGGGACGGGGAGCGAGUUCUGGGGAGACCACGCCAAGCUCGGGCUCUCUUCGACUUCACUCCCCAACAUCUGUCCCAGCUGCGCUUCCUGCGCGGCGACGUCAUCGACCUCCUGGACUGCGCCGACUCGGGCCGCUGGAAGGGCCGCUGCCAGGGCAGGGUGGGCUUCUUCCCCCCCGAGUACGUCCAGCCCAUUUACCACUGACCGGGCAGAAUGAGGGCGGGGCUGCCAGGAAACACUGCACCACUGCGGAGAGGGAGGUGGGGGGGUGGGGGGUGGGGGAGGGGAGGCCAAAAUCCACGCCAAACGCCCCAGAUCAAAAGGCUUUGUUUCAGGCUCAGCUGCUAUCUCACGCUCACAGCAUCCUGUACAGUGUCCACAGGAGUCCCGACGCGAUCUCGAACAAAGGGGAGAACCGCAGGCCGAGAUACUGAGAUAUGGGGGAGGGGUUCUGGAAAGUGACACAGAGAGAGAGGUGGCAAGAGAUGAAGAUCCGGCAGCUUUACGUCAAUAACGGGAUCGUUUCCAGGCCCCGAAACUGCACUCAUGGUGUCAGGCACUAAAAUUGCCCUAAAUCCAAUGGAUUGACAUAAAUACAUUCAUAAUGAAAUGGUCGAAUUGUCUUUAGAAAGCGGGUGCAGGUCAUCAGAGCAGGCGUUUCUGUACAUUCUGCCUGCAGAGGUAGUAGACCAAUGCAUAGGCUGUGUGCACUGGCUGUGUUGUAGCUGGCACUGACCUGUCACUCCAUACUGGCCUUUAUCUCCUAGCAGUGGUGUAUCUCUGCUCCACACGACAGCGUGGGAGCCCUGCUCCACACGACAAUGUAGAAAAAAAAAUUGUAUCCCAGACCUAAAGAGUGCAGCGUGGGCUCCAAAAGCAUUGAAAAGCCCCCCCAGGUUGCUGUAAUUUUCAACAACGAAGCACUGAAAGCACAGAAGCUCAUUUUGCAUUUCACUUUUUUCAAAUGAACACCAUGCCGUUAGUAGGCGCAGCCCAUCGGUUGGACAGACACUAAAGCCACCAAUGGAAACUGUACAUGGAGAGCUGGCUGUGGAAAGGAACAGGCUUUUCUUUGCAUGGGCAUUGCCAUGAGUGAAACAUGGACAUGACGAAAAUGCUGUCAUAUACCGCUCUGACAAGUCUCCACCGACGUCGAUAACUGCACAUGCUGCUCCGGCCAGCAGCUUUCGAAGUUCUAUGGGUGGGGGUUCGUGUUGUCACCUGGCCCACAGACAGACACUGCUCCCACAAAUGUCCCGGACAGGGGACCGCAGGGCGAAAACCGUACCGGCUCAUCACGAGGGGCACAGGGACCCUGGCUUUCCCUACAGGGCUGUGCACAUGAAUCUCAAAGAGUCAGCAGUUGCACGUCUGCCCAUCUGAAAACACCAGAUGGAUUCUGUUUACCAAGUCAGUGAUUACCCUGCUAUACGAAUGAGAAAAAUGACCUGUUUGUUUCUGUGCGGAUGGUGAAAAAUAAUAAUUAUUAUUUUUUUCCCAUCUUGACCUUUGAGCACAGCUGCCUGAUAGAGAUAACAGUGGAAUGUCAAAAGACCUGAUGAUCUUCAGAAAGAAGAAUUAACCUGACACUAGCUACUUGGCACAAAGGUCACCACCGCCCAGAUGGAACCGAAAACAUUCCCUGAGAUGGGUAAAAAAAGAACAGUAACAAACACGAUGAUCAAAUAAAGAUGCUUUUUUCUUGCGCUUCUGGCUAAUGUGUCUCAAGGCAUUGAACUGGAAACUCGUUUUCUUUGAGGGGGGAAUUUGGUGUGUUGCUUAAUAAUUUAAAUCCUAUAAAUUCAACGUUUUCUAACAGAAAAAAAAGUCUUCUGUUCAACAUUACACUGCAGUUAAACGAAGAACGUUUUUUUCCCAGUGAGAUUCCCCCAGCACCACCCGAUGCUGGAGGAACAAGCAGAAUCAACCGGAAGACUUUCAAACUGCUGCCUUUUUCUAGACACAGGUCAAACCCUGGAGGGGCAGCGAAGCCGAUCUUUUUUCCUGUAACCCAAUCUGAAACUCAAGUCUCUCACUCGCCCUGCUGGGAGGAAGGGUGUGAGAAAACACAAGCUGGCUUAUUUCUGCAGCCAAGAUUUCUACAUUAAUGCUGGAGCAGCUGAAAAAUGUUUGCAUGUUGUGUAGCAGUCGGAUACAAUGCUGGGAAUGUUGGCCUUCAGGGACACUCCCCUGCAGAUUGUAGCUGCUGAAGCCGAGCGCACAGCAGCCAAGGUCAAAGCCGAGGAAGGAGACACAUCCUCUGUGCAGAUUGUGACAGUGACACUGAACUCUCCCCCUCCUGACUCUAAACUCAGCUUAGCCAGCUGGCUGGAGCUCUCUUCAGCGACGCUGUGUCUCACAUCUAGUUCCGAGACUGAGAGCUCACUCAGUUUGGGUCGCUGGUGUAAAACAGGCUGAGAAAAGAUCUGAAAAGGAGAUUAAUUGUUAGGCAACACUUACCAAAAAAAAAAAAUACCUUAACGAUCUUGCAGACCUGGAACCUGAAGUUUUGACUAAAAAAUGACCC
Messenger RNA from Lepisosteus oculatus (spotted gar), 3494 nucleotides. RefSeq names its product GRB2 related adaptor protein a (gene grapa). The record is from RefSeq and is a predicted model, not a curated record. Gene Ontology annotation, molecular function: epidermal growth factor receptor binding; phosphotyrosine residue binding. Gene Ontology annotation, cellular component: COP9 signalosome; cytoplasm; nucleoplasm. Gene Ontology annotation, biological process: signal transduction; regulation of MAPK cascade. NCBI's taxonomy places the organism in Eukaryota, Metazoa, Chordata, Actinopteri, Semionotiformes, Lepisosteidae.